AUGGCCCACAAUCGGAUCCAUGUCGCAUGCCUCGACGCCGAUGUUCCAUGUCACUCCGUGUACGUGCAAAGGGGUCUAUUUAGCUCUCAAUUUCGAGUUCUUCUCCAAGCGGCUGCCGAGCGAAUGAACAAGGAUGUCACACUUCCUUUACGAUAUGGUCCGAUUCAGCUGCACGUUUCGGGAUACGACGCUGUUGGAAGAUCGCUGCCACCCCUCGAGUGUCUUCGUACCGAAGUACGUUCCUCUACAGAGCCAUCAAACGGGCCUUUUUGCCCUAUCGAUGCUAUUUUGAUCAGCGGCUCAACUUUUUCCGCCUAUGAUCCGCCUACCUGGAUCCAUGAGCUCCAAUCAUUUAUCCAGACUGUCUUCACGCAAUAUCCUCUGGUGAAGAUCUUCGGUUCCUGUUUCGGGCAUGAAAUCAUUGCCCAAGCUCUACUGUCUACAGCCACGCGCGAUGUCCCCGUCAGCAACACGUUUAGCGCGCAGUCUGCGUCGACUGGAUUUGAGACGGGAAUCCAGCCCAUCAAACUCGAGUCUGGGUUCGCGAAGAACUUCCCUCCUUUGGCGCGGGUCGCAGCCAAGGGCCCCUUUCGCAUUCAGCUUUUGCACAUGGACCAGGUGCUUCUCACGCCUCAAGCUCAACUUGCCGCUGCAUCUGCAGAUCAGCAAGCGGCGAGCUUACCGGCACCAUGGAUGAAUAUUGGCAGCAGUGCAGACUGUGCGAUUCAAGGGCUGUACUACCCGGGUCGAAUCUUGACGUAUCAGGGACACUUUGAAUUCGACACCUUUGUGAAUGGCGAAUAUGCGGUGGAAUUCGGUCGACGUUUGGACUGGCCUGCCGAGCAGGUUGCUCAAUAUGCCGAGCAGAUCAACGUGGCACGGGCGCCAGGGCGAGAGGACGAGGAUGACUCCAAGGCCGCUGCAGAAGCAGUUGUGUUCUUCUUCGCUGGCGAAACUCCCAUGGCAUAA
Molecule: messenger RNA, 969 nt
Organism: Penicillium oxalicum
Lineage: Eukaryota; Fungi; Ascomycota; Eurotiomycetes; Eurotiales; Aspergillaceae
Exons: 1
Coding region: 1-969 (322 amino acids)
Cellular component (GO): nucleus; cytosol
Source: RefSeq, a predicted model, not a curated record